CCUUGCUUUGAUGGAUGAUACAACUCAUAUGCCAACUCAGAGACAAAAAAAAAUCCUCAUUUGUCAGCCCUGCUUCUAUACGUUAAAAGAUGAUUGAUUUUAUCGCCGAACCACAAUGCGGCCAAAUGCCAUCUGGGGAGGGUGAGGCGGCACACAAUUUCGGUAUUUGUUGGUGAUGAAAGCGGAAUGAUAAAUAGGAUUGCCAGAGUUUUUGCAAGAAGGGGAUACAACAUCGAGUCCCUCGCUGUUGGUCUGAACAAGGAUAAGGCCCUCUUCACCAUAGUUGUAUCUGGAACUGAAAGAGUGUUGCAUCAAGUUAUGGAACAGCUUCAAAAGCUUGUGAAUGUUUUGAAGGUUGAAGAUAUAUCAAAAGAGCCUCAGGUGGAACGUGAGCUGAUGCUCAUCAAAAUGAAUGCAGAUCCAAUGUACCGAGUUGAGGUCAUGUGGUUGGUGGACAUUUUUAGAGCUAAAAUUGUUGAUAUCUCGGAGCACUCGCUAACUAUUGAGGUGACUGGAGACCCAGGCAAAAUGGUUGCAGUGCAAAGAAAUUUAAGCAAGUUUGGUAUUAGAGAAAUUGCCAGAACUGGAAAGAUUGCUUUAAGAAGGGAAAAGAUGGGGGAGUCUGCUCCCUUUUGACGAUAUUCAGCGGCUUCAUAUCCAGAUCUGGAAGGAACAAUGCCAGUAGAUGCUUUUGUAGGGAAAAGAAAGACAACACUUAAUGGAGAAUCUGAUACUUCUGUUAGGGGUGAUGUUUAUCCUGUGGAAACAACUGAUGACUUCCCUAUAAGUCAAGUUCUCGAUGCACACUGGGGUGUUCUCGAUGAUGACGAUGUAAGU
This is a messenger RNA of Rhododendron vialii, 837 nucleotides long. Its product is annotated as acetolactate synthase small subunit 1, chloroplastic-like. Gene Ontology annotation, biological process: L-valine biosynthetic process. Gene Ontology annotation, cellular component: cytosol. The transcript has 7 exons. Bases 187 to 636 code for a protein of 149 amino acids. Gene Ontology annotation, molecular function: acetolactate synthase regulator activity; acetolactate synthase activity. The record is from RefSeq and is a predicted model, not a curated record. NCBI's taxonomy places the organism in Eukaryota, Viridiplantae, Streptophyta, Magnoliopsida, Ericales, Ericaceae.